GCUAACCAAUCACAUGCUUCCGGUUAUAUCCGAGGUAGUUCGAUCGCUUAUGACGAUUAUCUCGUUUAUGUAACCGACGACGACGCAGAAACUCUUUGCAGCUGCCAAUUGCCCAUGUUGGUAUGCGGUCAAUCUUCUUGAUUCCCAUUCCUCAUUGUUUCAAUAUAAAAGAACUACCAUCUGCAACAUUUGAACGCUCUCGAGUCCAAGAGUUGAUUCGAUGUAACAAUCAACCGCUAGCUGAACUCAAACAAACACUUGACCCACUAUCGAGACACCUAUUGAGUGGCCUGGCAUAUACCAUUGGUUCUGCACUAGGUUCUGAGCCGCCAACACGAGAGGAAUGCCUCACGGCAUUCAGCAUACCCAACAAAGCGGGACUCACGGCUGGUGCUCGUGCAUGGUCAAAGCAUUCGCACCGCUCCCAAGGGAAGACACCAGGAGCAAAGGAUUUUCCAGUAAAAAGAAACAAUAAGGGGCAGAUAAAAACAGACACAGGGUGGUGGGGCCUCCCUUCCGGUUCAGUUUCCUCCAUCAAUGAGCGUGCGCUGACAUUAUUUGAACGAGUGGUGGAUAAUUCGACUUGGAGGAAUCUCCAUUGGCUACCGCAUCGGGUCUUGGUAUAUGAAGUACGGGUAGCAGAAGGCUAUGGUAUGCGCUGGUCACAAGAUCAUAGCAUCAUAGAGAGCGGCGGGGAAGUUGUUGUUGAACUUCCUUCAUGGACAUUCCGAGGGUUUGUGGAGCCAAUGAUUGAAAAUGGUCACGAAGUAGGAUGGAAACACCAGAUUUAGAUACCUAGCAGUAAUAUUUCCACUACUCAAGUUUGUGAGCUUGCUUGAUUGAUUGCUUGGUGCACGAUA
Molecule: messenger RNA, 860 nt
Organism: Suillus bovinus
Lineage: Eukaryota; Fungi; Basidiomycota; Agaricomycetes; Boletales; Suillaceae
Exons: 1
Coding region: 123-791 (222 amino acids)
Source: RefSeq, a predicted model, not a curated record